Molecule: messenger RNA, 1922 nt
Organism: Ciona intestinalis (vase tunicate)
Lineage: Eukaryota; Metazoa; Chordata; Ascidiacea; Phlebobranchia; Cionidae
Source: RefSeq, a predicted model, not a curated record
AGACAAAAAUGAGAUUCGGUAUUUUGGUUUAAAUAAACGAAACUAGGUAUAACGUAGUUUUUGGAAAUAUAUUUUUCGCUUAUUUUAAACCUUUGUAUAAAAAUAAAACGUUUUUUUCCUUUUACCCAUACGCUAAUCUUGCAUAUGUUUAUUAGCGUCUUAGAGCCUCGUAAUUUACUAGUUUUUCACAUAAAUUACAAUUACGAAAUUUGUAAAUUUUUUGUAAAUAUAUAUUUGUAAUUUUUCACACGGAAUUUUAAUUUUUUACAAAGUGAUAUGCUUGCUGUUUAUUAUCUUUUUUAACAUAUUCCAACUUUUAUAUAAACCGUUUUUUCAGAGAUACUGUCUGCACUUAUAGGUUGCACAUCCAUUUUUUACCAUCUCCAACAAACAUAUAUUUUAUAAAAUGUCUAAUGAAAAUUCUCCAACCUCUGCUCAACCAGUCGAUGUUUCAAAACUACAAGAUGGGGGUGUCACUAAGAUCAUACUGAAAGAGGGCGUUGGUGAAAAUCAGCCAACCAAUGGAAGCAAAGUAACGGUUCACUACACAGGGAAGUUACUUGACGGAACAGUGUUCGAUUCAUCGCAUAAUCAUGGGCAGAAAUUUACUUUCAAUCUUGGAAAAGGUGAGGUUAUUAAGGCAUGGGAUUGUGGAGUUGCUUCCAUGAAACGUGGAGAAGUUUGUGAGUUGACAUGCAAACCUGAGUAUGCUUAUGGUUCAAGUGGGAGCCCACCAAAAAUCCCCCCGAAUUCAACGUUAAUUUUUGAAGUUGAACUCUUCGAUUGGGAGGGUGAAGAUCUCACAAGCGAUAAAGGAGUAAUCCGUGAAGUAUUAAAAACUGGUGACGAGGAUUAUAUGACCCCUAAUGAUGGGGCUCUGGUGGAGGUUUUAAUAUUAGGAAAAUAUAACGAUACAGUGUUUGACAACAGAACUGCCAAGUAUAAUGUUGGGGAGGGUGAUGAUUUGACCCCCCCUGCUGUUGACAUUGCUGUUAAAAAAAUGAAGAAAAACGAGCAUUGCCGCAUUACGGUUGCCCCGCAGUAUGGGUUUGGGGCCGAGGGGUGCAGUGCGCUCUCCGUGCCCCCCUACGCGCACCUCGUGUACGAGCUGACAUUGCUCAGUUUUGAGAAAUCUAAAGAGGCUUGGGAAUGUACAGGAGAGAGAUUGGAACAAAGUGAGAUAGCGAAAGAAAAAGGAACAAGUUUCGUAAAACAACAAAACUACAAACGAGCGAUUACUCAAUACAAAAAGAUUUCCACCCUCCUCGAGCAUCAUGAUGCAAAGGAAGAUGGAUCAGAGGAGGACAAGGAGCUCAUUGGAAGAUGGAAGAAGAUGAAAUUGGCUGGGUAUCUCAACAUCGCUUUGUGUCAGAACAAAGAGAAAUUACAUCUCGACGCGAUACAUAGUUGUGAAGAGGCAAUAAAAUUGGACGUCAAUAACGAGAAAGCGUAUUAUCGAAUGGGCGAAGCUAUGUACGGACAACAUGACUAUAAUGACGCUAAAGCAAAGUUUGCAAAGGUGCUUGAAAUUAACCCAAACAACAAGUUGGCAAAGCAAUUUAUCCAACGAUGUGACAUCGAAAUUAAAAAAAUCAAACAAAAGGAAAUGAAAACUUUUCGUGGGAUGUUCGAUAAGUUUGCCCAAGAAGAUGAGAAACUUGAAAUUCAGCGCAAAGUUGAACUUCAGAAAGAAAAAGCUCGAGCAAAAGCUGCAAAAAAAUCGGCAAACGCGGCCGAAAAAACUGAAACUAAUGGAGACAAUCAUGAUGGAUCUGGGGAUGUCCCUGUUGCGGAACCAGAAGCUGCUACUGCAUAAUUUUCAAUCAUAAUUUGCAAAUCUCGUAAAAUUUGUAAAAACCUGUGCAUCUUGUCGUUGUUCAAAACUGUUGCUGUGAAAUAUACGUCCAAUUUUUUUAAAGUGA